Molecule: messenger RNA, 1414 nt
Organism: Aphis gossypii (cotton aphid)
Lineage: Eukaryota; Metazoa; Arthropoda; Insecta; Hemiptera; Aphididae
Exons: 2
Coding region: 155-865 (236 amino acids)
Source: RefSeq, a predicted model, not a curated record
GCGCGCACGGCCACCACCACCGUCGCCGUCGCCGUCGUUGUCGAGCGCGUCGGCCUCAUCGCGGCCAGUGUAACCCGCGACGUCCGACCAUGCGCAGACGCCAGGACCACAGCUGCAGCCGGCACGUCGCGACGACACCGUGAAGAGACGAGAUAUGCGCGGCACUGCGCUAUUCGCCACCGUCACCGUCCUCCUAACCCUUUUGGUAUCGCAUUGCGCGAGCCGCCCUUGGCAUCAUCGGCGGCAGCAGCGGCAGAGACCAUCAGUGCCACCAACUCGACCGGCGGUGACGGCUGCCUCGAUUUAUGCGGAGUACGAUGAUCCGUCCGUGAUCGUCAACGGUCAGCCGUCCUCGCCAGAUCAGAGCCUGCUGCAGCAUGAAUCACCGGAACCGGAUUACGGGGAACCAGGGCGGAUGUUUGUGGAACCGGAACGGGUGUACGGGGAACCGGAACAGAACUACGAGGUGGAUGAGGCGGUUAGCGUGCUGAGCAACGGGCGAGUGCACGGCGUGCAGCAGCAACCGACGUCGACGGCCGCGGCGUCCGGGAGUUAUGACGUCAGCAGCACCGCCGCUAGUGACGACACCGAUAUAUCCAUCAACGGCUUCACCACCACUACCACGAGUACCACGACCACGACUCAGGCUAUGGAAACUCGGAAGAGCGGUUAUGUGGUGGACGGAAAACACUACAGGAAGUACAGGGUCGAGGAAGAGACGCCGGACGGGUUCAUCGUGGGCGAGUACGGAGUGGUCAGUCACCACGACGGCACCACCAGGGGCGUACGGUACACGGCUGACAGCAGCAUUAACCCGCGAGUCAUCUACGAAGCACUGGCCAAGUUUUUGGCCCUUAGGCGGUAGACUGUACCGCGCACGGACGACGGCGAACUGCCAGUUGGACGAUGUUCGGCCAACGCUGCAGCUGAUCGCACUUUAAAGAAUACUUAUUAUUAUAGUACAUAAUAAUCAUGAAUUAUAAUAUCAUGGUGCAGGUCGGUUCGCCGUCGUUCGAAAUUGUCUUUUUUUUUUUUUUAAAUACGAAAUUUCUAGUCAGGUUCUAUUAUACUUGUCGCCGUCGCCGCCGCCAUCAUCGUCGUCACCAAUCGCAGCCGGCUUCAAAACAAAUAAAUUGAAGACCAACAACAAACGUCGUACUCAAAAAUGAUAAUGAUGAUAAUGUUAUAAAUAUUUACGCGCGUGAAUUGUCCGAAUCGUUAUUAGUGCCAUUUUCCGAUAACAGUGUGACGAAACUAUACGUAUAGAAGAUGUACUCUCACUCGGUGUACCUAUACAUAUUACAUAUAAUAUAUUUUUACUGUGACUGAAUGAAAAUUUGGAAAAAUGUAGAUUUAUAUAACAAUAAAUAUUAUGUUUCAAUCGAAAUAAAUGUGCGUAACACACUACACAAUA